This is a messenger RNA of Zootermopsis nevadensis, 4558 nucleotides long. The record is from RefSeq and is a predicted model, not a curated record. NCBI's taxonomy places the organism in Eukaryota, Metazoa, Arthropoda, Insecta, Blattodea, Termopsidae.
UGUUUGAAUGCAUGAUUUUAUAUAACACUGCUACUUGUUUUUCCAAUAUGGAUUUCAAUUACAGAUGAAUUUAAAUUGUUAAUAUAACUCUGGAUUUUAUGAAAAUCUGUGUCAAGUGUUCCUGGGUUUCUGCAAACAAUGCAACUGUCAUUCAUCCUGAAGAUGACAAAUGCAAUGUAUGCCGAAAUGUUGUAACGCCUCCAGCACUUGUCACCGCUCAUCGCCGAAAAACGAAGUUGUACAAUGCGAGCUCAUUUUUGGUUCUUCUCAAAUCAUUUUCAUUUUCAAAACUGUACCUAAUGUACAAAAUGUGAUCUAUUUACGAGGGCAGUGGGUGGUAAGUAAUGUUCAUACCUGCAAUAAAAUACGAACACGACAUACGAUAUCAAUGGAGAAACGUUUUAAAUCUCCCGGACAAUUAAAUCAAUAUUCGCAGGCAACGUUACAUUAGAGCAAACAGUAUGGCUGUCCUAGCUCGGCACCCACUUGCUUGGGGGAUCAAAUCCAAGACAAUAUUUAGUACUAUUGCAACAAGACAUUAUAACAAAAGAUCACACGUAACGUAUACAUGUGUUGAUUAUCAAAAUUAAUUAUACUGAUUCUGGCUACGAAUGUUUACGCUGAAAUUUGUAACAAAAAUUAUACCAACCUUUCUGAUCCUUUUAACUGUGUGUUAGUCUUUAUACGAAACGGCUUGUGGAACAUCUUGCAUUCGUCAAAUUACUGGUAAGUAAAAUGGAGAUAAAUAUGUGGAAAAUCUUACGAAACAAAAACCAUUCUUGUCACAUUAGCAUGCCUUAUUUCAAAACUUGGAUCAUUAAUACACGAUGGCGGCAGCCGUCGCCAGCACAGAAAGUAACAAAUCAAAUGAAGACCUAGAUACGUGACUUGUUCGGUUACAACUUCGAGAAAAUAAAAUCGAUUGUUUGAAUUGACAUUUGCAGUGUUACUGGAAUUUCCCGUUUUAUUUGAAGUUGCCUUCUUUUUUACACAUAUUUCUCUCCGUUGUAAUUAGGCUUAUAAAUGACAAGAAGUGGCUAGCCUUGUUAUUGACUAGUCUAAUUUCCAUUGUUUGAGAGAUCUGAUUUUGGUUGUCAUUAAAUUAUUGAUGCAAAUUGUUGUAGCGCCCCAAUACUUUUACCACAGUUAUUUUAAGUUCUGUGUUGUAUUUUAGAAAUAUAUGAUAAUCUUCACAGACAUACCCACUUACUUGUAUUAACAUAAUAUUCAAUAACUUUGAAAUUAAUUUCUAUUACAGUAAUCAGUGAGAUUAUGCAGAUUUUUACUCCAUUACCACAGUACUCUUUAUGUCAGAUGUUCACUCAUCAAAUGAUUUUUAAUAUCUUUGGACAGUCAUACAUAAUAAGAAACUUAAAAAUUGGGGAACAUAAGAAAUGAGAAAUGGCAGGUCAGUUAUAUCACAGUUUGUCACAUAGUUUUCACCCCUACUACUUAAAUGGGAAGCACGCUGGCCUGGUGGACUGUGGAAGAAGCAGUUCUGGACUGUUUUAUUGUAGUAUAUAACGCUCACUAGGAUAGCUAGGGGAAAUCCAUAAAAAUCAUGUGUUAACUGCCCUAGGGUUUCAGCCCAGAGAAUGCAGUCUUCUAUUGUAGAUACAUGAAUACAUUUCUUGGUUCUCACUUUGGUAUCAAAUUUCUGUUACAUGAUUCACUUUCAAUGACCUUUUGAAAGGAAAACUGACAUCUCAGUGUCCAUUUGUCCUUCUUAAUAAUGCCAUUUCACCUGAUGAAAUAAUGAAGUUAAUAUCAUACUUGCUUCAUAUUUGUGAGGAACAGACUUUGAAUCCUGGGUGGAGACUGGCCAUUCCACAGGAUAUAAAGAUGGGGCUAGCAAGCAAGCGGAAAGGACGUUGGAGGUACAGGUGCUGGCAGAAGUUGUUCCUAGCUCUCAUAGGCUUCCCUCUGGCUGCUGGAGUCUUAUUGGUGUUCGUAGCAAUAUUCCGAGCAGUGUUCGUUCACCAGCAAACCCAGUCCGUUCUCCAUAUCUUAAAUAAUCAAGUUGUGGAUAAAAUUGAUGAAAGCCAGAUUAUGCAGAGGGCUGAACGAUUGGCAGGAGCACUGAAAAUUCCUUCUGUAUCGUACGCAACAGACAACCAAGAAAAGGAGGCUCUCCUGCAACUGCAUCAGUAUCUGGAAACGAAUUUCCCACUGAUUCACAGUGCAAGUUUUAUAAAGAAGGAAGUGAUCAACACGUACAGUCUCUUAUACACAGUUGAGGGCACGACCAAAGGGAAGCUUCCAUAUUUGUUUGCCUCACAUUUAGAUGUUGUCCCUGUUGAUCCUAGUACAUGGGAAGUCCCUCCUUUUGGUGGAAAAAUUGUCAACAGAACAUACAUCUAUGGAAGAGGUGCUAUUGAUGACAAAUCUGGAGUACUGGGGAUUAUGGAAGCUGUUGAAUACAUAAUACAGAUGGGACAAAGACCACAAAGGACAUUUUUCAUGGCUUUUGGACAUGAUGAAGAAAUUUCAGGUAAACGGGGUGCUCAUGAACUAGCAAAAAUAUUGCAAGCCCGAGGAGUUAAUCGUCUGGAUUUUGUUCUUGAUGAAGGUUUUCCUUUAAGCAAGGGUCUGAUUCCAGGAACAGAUAAGCAUAUUGCCAUGGUGGGCAUCUCAGAGAAGGGUACAGUGACUUUGGAACUGAGUGUAACUGGUAAUCCAGGUCACUCCAGUUUCCCCCCAGCUGAGUCGGCCAUUGGUAUCCUCGCAGCAGCUGUUGCUCGACUGGAGGAGAAUCCACAACCUUCACUUCUUGGCAAAGGACCUGAAUCUGCUACUUUCAAAUAUCUGGCUCCCCAUGUUUCUUUCUUUUAUCGCCUUCUCUAUAACAACUUGUGGCUGUUUUCUGGGUUGAUGGCUCGAGAAAUGGAGCGUGUGCCUCUCACCAAUGCCUUUGUUCGCACUACCACGGCUAUUACAGUGUUUCAUGGAGGAAUAAAGGAUAAUGUGGUUCCUCCAUCAGCCAAAGCAGUAAUCAACCACCGCGUUCAUCCCUCUCAGACAGUGACUGAAGUGAUUGCAUAUGAUCGUGAAAUCAUCUCAGAUCCCAGAGUACGCAUCCAGGUGAAGACCUCCCGAGAGGCACAUCCCAUAUCUCCAUUUGGACUGGACUGCAUUCCCUUUCAGAUGGUGAUUGUUAGCAUCAAGCAAGUGUUUACUGAUGCUGUGGUUGUUCCAGCUGUAUUCAUUGCCAAUACUGACACACGAUGGUACUUAAGCUUCACCACAAAUUUAUAUCGGUUUCUGCCAACUGUUGUCGCACCGGAAGAUGUCAACCGUUACCAUGGAAAUAAUGAGCGUAUAUCAAUCAAGCACUAUCAUGAAGCUGUCAACUUCUACUACCGUAUUAUCAAGAAUGCUGAUAUGUUAACUGACCAAGUACCAUCAUCCACCAUCAACAAUGGUGAUCAAGAAUUAUAAAUAAUUACUAAGGGGAUAUAACAAAAAUACAACUUUGUAACCUUUGUGGCAAACAAGAGAGGUACUUUCAAAUUAACCUGUUUAUUCCUGUCUUUAGAGGUUGAAGUUAGUUAUGGUCUGCUGACAUCAUGGCACUGUAGUUGUGUGUUUUGAACCUACACAGCCAUGAAAGACAUGGAAUUCAUGUCUUAAGCACACUGGAUGCUUUGUAGUACAUGUAGUGUUGUUAUAAAAUCUCAUAUUAAAUAAUCACUCUGGUUAUGUCUUAAAAGCACAACAAGCCCAAACCAAGAAAUUUAUAAACAGAAAUCAACCUCAUAUCUACCAUUAGGUGAUAUGCAGGAAGACUGAUACAUUACUUGCACAGAUCAGAGUGUCCAUCAGUGUUUCUUCCUACUCCUUUACUGCUAUUAAAAACUGUACCAGACCAAGUUCUUAUCCAGGUCAUCAUCAUUCACUCACAGCUAUGUCAUGUUACUAUGAACUAGCAAACCCACUGGUCCACAACUUCAGCUUAGACAUUUAUUCUUAAAUGGCUGACACACCACGUGAACGCUAUGGGAAAGCUAGAAUGCAGAGUAGAACUCAUGACGACAACUAGUUCUCUGCUAAGCUCAGUAUUAAGUAUGAGAGUUACGAAAAUGCUCUUCCUGCGAAAGGAAGAAAAAUCUUUUACUGUCAUUUUAAAACUUGUUGAUGUACAGGAUUCAGUGCAGAUCAUAUGUGCUUGUUGUGUCAUACAGAAUUCAGUAGAGAUUGUAUGAGCUUGUUGCUCCAAAGGUUCAAAAUGUCAGAUGAGUAUAUUAAAAUUAACACAUUCACUGCUGAAGUGGAAAGGCUUUAUUACUGCUAGCAUCAACUUGAGUAAAUGUUAUGCACCUCUCCUUGUAACUUGUAAAAGAUCAUCAUCAAUGACCGGAUCAUGAAGAUAACUAAGCAGUACACAGUGCUUGGCGUUUCUUUUUCUCCCUUCCCUGAUCCUGCCUCCCUUUGUACUGUUAUUGCAGUUAUGUUUAGUUUAUGUAAUGAUUAGAUGCAGCUGUGUGUUACCUCAUAUGAGUUCAAAGGCCUUCAGUAGACACUACUGCCUUUGUGUGAUGUUUUAGUAGUCAUGAAUGAA